Athalia rosae (coleseed sawfly) is the source of this 2092-nucleotide messenger RNA. Its product is annotated as protein phosphatase 1L-like. Lineage: Eukaryota; Metazoa; Arthropoda; Insecta; Hymenoptera; Athaliidae. The transcript is spliced from 7 exons. Gene Ontology annotation, molecular function: cation binding; protein serine/threonine phosphatase activity. Bases 254 to 1717 code for a protein of 487 amino acids. The record is from RefSeq and is a predicted model, not a curated record. Gene Ontology annotation, biological process: protein dephosphorylation.
ACGUUUUUGAGCAUAUAAUAGCAGAGAAGAGAGUCACGUCUGUACGUUUAAAAAUAAUUGCCCGGGAUUUGCAAAUUUAAUUCCAGUAUCUCUGUUGAGUGUGACGUGGUGUAUUGAGAAAUAGCUAGCUGGUCUGGGAUGAGAAAUUAUAACAAUAUCAGUAAAACUAGUUGUAAUAACCCCAAAUAAGACCAAGGGGAACUUCUGUGGUACAAAAAGGACAAUUUGAGUCCAGGGUAGUUGGCAGCUUAGUAUGGAGGAUGAAUUGGAAGACAAAGUGUUGUAUCAAACUUAUGCAUCGCAUAUGAAACUCAUAUCUAAAUUUGCUGUAGGCAUUCCUACAGGGUUCAACACUGGCACUAAUACACCAAUUGGAUACCUUUGGAGAAUCAUGCGUCUCUACAUCCUUAAACCUGAGAUAUUAGUCUGCGGAUUAGCUCUUGUUCUCGUUCUCUUCUCACUUCAGACCGUUGAUUUAUGGAGUAGAACACUGUUGGAUAAAAUUCAGUACUCUUUUGGCUGGUCAACUUCCACGUUUCAGUUUUUGGUAAGCAGUUCUGUAAACAAUGGAGAAAAGCUCAGUUGGGAAUUAACAGAAGGUUACAUAUCUGCAUAUGCUGUACAAGGGCGAAGAGCGAGGAUGGAAGAUCGUUUUGUAGUUAACGAUAACAUCAAUGGCACCGGAGUCUCGUUGUUUGCAAUUUUUGAUGGGCAUGGUGGAGAAUUUGCUGCUGAUUAUGCCAGGGACAAAUUAAUACCUAAUAUUAAUGACAAGAUUAUUGAGUUGAAGAAUAUAAUUGCUGGAACGCCUACGGAAUUCGAAACAGAAAAGAUAGAGCCUACAGUCAAAGCUGAAUCGAAAAAUGAUGAUACAUUUAAAAAAGGUGACAGCUCUAAUGCCAGAGAGCGCCGCAAGUCCUUUCGCAAGACCAUGAGCACCUCACUAACUGAUGAAUCUAUCAAGAACUAUGCUGGUAUUACUGAUCCUGAAUUGCUUAGUAAAUUGGACAGUCUUACGCGCCCAAUUACCAGAGAGGUGAGACCCAGUCGAAUGGAUGCAAACCCAUCUCCAAAAAUCAACGCUGCUGCAUAUAUUGAUGGUGAUAAUAUAAACUAUGCUAGACUAUUGACGGAUGAAGUUCUUGCAGUGGAUAGGCUUCUGAUAGAUGGUGCAAAGAAGAAUAUGGAUAUUGCUGGCACUACAGCCCUGAUAGCGUUGCUGGAAGAUAGUAAACUUAUCGUGGCCAAUGUUGGGGAUUCCCGCGGAGUGAUGUGUGAUGGCAAGGGAAAUGCCAUACCCCUAUCGUUUGAUCACAAGCCACAACAACAAAGAGAAAGUAAGAGGAUCAAGGAAGCAGGAGGUUUCAUUGCAUUUAAUGGCGUCUGGAGAGUUGCAGGUAUCUUAGCAACGUCCAGGGCCCUUGGAGAUUAUCCUCUGAAGGAUAAAAAGCUUGUGAUUGCUGAUCCUGAUAUUUUAUCAUUUGAUUUAACCUAUCACAAUCCAAUGUUUCUCAUUCUGGCAUCAGACGGGCUCUGGGAUACAUUUAGUAACGAGGAAGCUGUUGCAUUUAUUAAGGAACACAUUAAUGAGCCUUACUAUGGUGCCAAAAGUAUUACGCUACAGAGUUAUUACAGAGGAUCAUUGGAUAACAUCACAGUGGUUGUGAUUAACUUAAAAGAUCGUAAAUACAGUGUGGCAACAGCAAAAAGAACAUAGUCCACUUACAAGUUUGUAGCAUUGGAUUUUCAAACAUUAUCAAACGAAUACCCAGCAUUCAGAUUCCCUAGUCAUGAAUCUAGCUACCAGACCUACACCUCGUGCAGCCUGAGGUGCAGGUAGCACCUUAGAUUUUCGAUAAUAGAAAUUCAAUUUUUAUUACAUAUUACGUGUUGUCACAGAUUAGCAAAUGAGAAUAUUUACCUGUUUUAUUAUUUCGUUGUAAGAUUGUGAAUUUAUUGAAGAGAAAAUUUUGUAUUGGGGCAUUUUAAUGAGUAUAUUGUUGACUCAUCUUCGAGCUAGCAGUCUAUUUUAUAUUCUGAACGCUGCUGUAUUGUCUUCCUGGCUUAGUAAAUAUUAUGUAUAUUUGUAACA